Messenger RNA from Dissoconium aciculare CBS 342.82, 384 nucleotides. RefSeq lists its product as uncharacterized. Lineage: Eukaryota; Fungi; Ascomycota; Dothideomycetes; Mycosphaerellales; Dissoconiaceae. The record is from RefSeq and is a predicted model, not a curated record. The transcript has 2 exons. Bases 1 to 384 code for a protein of 127 amino acids.
AUGGGUUUCUUCGAUGCAGUGAAGAUUGUGUUCGUGCCUGCGCUGAUAGCAUGUGUGCUAUACGCCCUGCUGGUCUACGCCAUUGGACCAAUGAUACGAGCGUACCGCGAAAAGUACAACCAAUACCUACCUCUCGGCGGUUUCACCGAGCGGACGACCUCCUUUCGGGAAAGGACACUAGAUAGGCUCGCUGGAUUUUUCCUACCUCGAAGACAUCAGGUUGUCAGCGCCGCCGGUCACUCGCGGACGGAGAGUGCCACGGGAGAAGAGUUGACUUUCGAAGAUGAAGAUGGAGACAGAAUGUUCGGCUUCGAUGUGAACAACGGUGGUCAGAGUGGAGCAGGCACAAAUACGAGCAAUGGAAGAAGGGCUGCGUCACCCUGA